This is a messenger RNA of Scomber japonicus (chub mackerel), 1575 nucleotides long. RefSeq lists its product as uncharacterized. Bases 90 to 1466 code for a protein of 458 amino acids. NCBI's taxonomy places the organism in Eukaryota, Metazoa, Chordata, Actinopteri, Scombriformes, Scombridae. Gene Ontology annotation, cellular component: nucleus. The transcript has 11 exons. The record is from RefSeq and is a predicted model, not a curated record. Gene Ontology annotation, molecular function: DNA binding; zinc ion binding.
AUAGAGGAGGCCUGCAGACACACUGCGCUCUGAACAGAUAAGACACCCUCUCUUCACUCACAUUCUGACCUGCUGCUUUUAGUAAAUAAAUGAUGAACCGUCAGAGAAAUGUUCCUUUCAACACUUCAGCAGCAGCAGCAGCAGCUACAGGACCUGCUCCAGUUGGCCUGUUCAAUCAGCAACAAGCUGGAAGAACACCCCAAGACUUCAGAGAAUGUAUGAUACACAUGCCCAUGAAACCACCAAACUCAAACAUCAGGACAUCUGACAUGGCUGCAAAGACACGACCAGCUCAUAGAAGAGCAGGUCAAUCUUCUGCUGGUAGAUGGAAGUCUUCAUUCAAACCAGUAGACGGUGAACUAAGUGACGAUGACAGUUCUCAGGACAAAAACACAAACAGUUCAGAAAGGAUUGAGCUUUACGACCCUUAUGAUCCCGGCUCAUCAGACUCUGAGUCCGACAUGACACGACGUGGCUCAAACCACGACCACUCCCCACCUGACCAGGAUAAAAACUUGACACGACAGCGCUUGUCUCCCAGCAGAGGUUGUCUUGAAAUCCGUCACUGGAAUUCUUCCUUUUCUGAACCAGGCAGCAGACCUCUUGACAGACAUGACUUUAACCCUGGAACCAGACCUAGUGAGAGUCGAGGUCUCGGUCAAGGCCAUAGACUAACUGAACGACGAGCUUACAGCCCAGACACUGAAUCACUUGACCGGCCUGGGUAUGGUUCUAUCAAUAGACCUAUGGACCACAGAAGUCGCAGCCCAGACAGGCUUAUUCACAGCUCCUCCACUCAGCAGUUCCCUGGAUCUUAUGGAGGACACAGGACCAACGGAGAAGAGAGGAUAACAAUGCCAGAAUACAAGAGAGAGAUGGGCACUACUGUUAGAUUAUCCCCACCCAGGUCAGAGCUGGGUUAUCAACAUCAGUUGGGGCAUAUGGGAACAGGAUUGGACCAAAUCACAUCUUCCAAAGAGGUGACAAAGAACAGAAGCAAAAGCAUAAUAAUAGACAACCCAAUCAGCUGUGACCUUUGUGAUGUUGAGUUUGCCAAUGGGCAGGAGCUGGAGGAUCACUUGGACAGCAAGAGUCACUGGGACACACUGGAGCACAUCCAGCAGCAUAAUAAUUAUGAUGAUCUGGCUAUAGCCUUCUUACAGGAAGUCAUGCUGUAUAAAAGUCGUCAGUGUAGCCGAGCCAUAGAGGACACUGCUUUUCAAGCUCUGCAGGAAAACGACCACAUGACAAAGGUUGAAAUGUUCCACUGUGCGUCUUGCCAAGUCUUCAUAUCCACAUCUGUGUCCUCAGUGCAGAGUCAUAUUACCUCUCAAGAACAUCUCUCCAACACAAAGGAGUUUGGUGUGCAGCAGAGGCGUGCCUGCCUUGAGAAAGCAGAAACCAUGAUGACAGAAUUGAAACCUCAGCUUGAACACUUCCUAAAGGGUGGCAGCCCAUUUGUAUGACUGAAUUCAUCCACAGUCCCCACAGUGAAGUUUACAUUGUGAUACUGUUUGCUUCAGAUCAAGAACAAUGGACUUUACACAACAGUUCACCUUGACUCACAACCACAGA